Drosophila nasuta is the source of this 357-nucleotide messenger RNA. Its product is annotated as pupal cuticle protein 36a. The transcript has a single exon. Lineage: Eukaryota; Metazoa; Arthropoda; Insecta; Diptera; Drosophilidae. The record is from RefSeq and is a predicted model, not a curated record. Bases 1 to 357 code for a protein of 118 amino acids.
AUGAAGUGCCUGCUGCUCCUCGUUGUCAUCGUCUGUGCCCUUAGCUGUAGCUGGGCAGCGCCUGUUGAAGUGGAAGUUGUGCCGCUCACGCUGCUCGAUGUGGAUGCCGAUCUCGAGCAGCUGCCACUGGAUUCAGAAGCGGAGAACGAACGUGUGGCACGCGGCCUGGGACUUGGCGGCUUUGGUGGCCUCGGCGGCCUGGGCGGCAAAUUUGGCGGCUUCGGUGGUCUGGGUGGAUUCGGCGGACUUGGCCAUGGCUUUGGCGGUGGUCUGGGACAUGGCUUUGGUGGUCACGGCUUCGGUGGACUCGGUGGACUGGGCGGCUUCAAGGGACUCUUUAACAAGCAUUUCCGUUAA